Molecule: messenger RNA, 3170 nt
Organism: Herpailurus yagouaroundi (jaguarundi)
Lineage: Eukaryota; Metazoa; Chordata; Mammalia; Carnivora; Felidae
Gene: ERN2
Product: endoplasmic reticulum to nucleus signaling 2
Exons: 22
Coding region: 91-2874 (927 amino acids)
Biological process (GO): IRE1-mediated unfolded protein response; mRNA processing; intrinsic apoptotic signaling pathway in response to endoplasmic reticulum stress
Cellular component (GO): IRE1-TRAF2-ASK1 complex
Molecular function (GO): ATP binding; protein serine/threonine kinase activity; RNA endonuclease activity
Source: RefSeq, a predicted model, not a curated record
UCUGUGUACCCAAGUGGCCCAGCCCUGGGCGGAGUCUCCUCCGGGCCAGGCGGGGCCGUGCUGUCCCCUGGAGGCACUGAGGGACCGGCUAUGGCGAGUGGGGCCCAGGGAUGCGGCCGUUGGCCCCCGCUCCACCUCGGGCUCCUGCUCCAGCUCGCCGCGCUACUCCGGACGCCGGGGCUCCAGGUCCAGAGCCUCAGGCCGGAGAGCCUCCUGCUAGUGUCCACCCUGGAUGGAAGUCUCCACGCACUGAGCAAGCAGACGGGGGACUUGAAGUGGACGCUGAAGGAUGAUCCCAUCCUCCAAGGGCCAAUGUAUGUCACCGAGACAGCCUUUCUCUCAGACCCAGCCGAUGGCAGCCUAUACGUCUUGGGGACCCAGAAACAGCAGGGAUUGAUGAGGCUGCCGUUUACCAUCCCUGAGCUGGUUCAUGCCUCCCCGUGUCGCAGCUCUGAUGGCGUCUUCUACACGGGCCGGAAGCAGGAUGCCUGGUUUGUGGUGGACCCCGAGUCGGGAGAGACGCAGAUGACGCUGACCACAGAAGGUCCCUCUACCCCCCGCCUCUACAUCGGCCGAACACAGUACACGGUCACCAUGCAUGACCCCAAGUCCCCGGCCCUGCGCUGGAACACCACCUACCGCCGCUACUCGGCACCCCCCAUGGAUGGCUUGCCUGGGAAAUACAUGAGCCACCUGGCAUCCUGUGGGAUGGGCCUGCUGCUAACCGUGGACCCAGGAAGUGGGGCGGUGCUGUGGACACAGGACUUGGGCAUGCCCGUGAUGGGAAUCUACACCUGGUACCAGGACAGCCUGCGUCAGCUGCCCCAUCUCACGCUGGCUCGGGACACCUUGCAUUUCCUUGCUCUCCGCUGGGGCCACAUCCGACUGCCUGCCUCAGGCACCCGGGACACGGCUACCUACUUCUCCGCCUUGGACACCCAGCUUCUGAUGACACUGUAUGUGGGGAAGGAUGAAGCUGGCUUCUAUGUUUCUAAAGCACUGGUUCACACAGGGGUGGCGCUAGUGCCUCGUGGACUGACCCUGGCCCCCAUGGAUGGCCCCACCACAGAUGAAGUGACACUCCAAGUCUCAGGCGAGCGAGAGGGCUCACCUAGCACGGCUGUCAGAUACCCCUCAGGCAGUGUGGCCCUCCCUAGCCAGUGGCUGCUCAUUGGACACCACGAACCACCCCCAGUCCUGCAUACCACCAUGCUGAGGGUACAUCCCACCCCAAGGAGUGGCACUGUUGAGAACAGACUCUCAGAGAGCAUGCAGCCUCCAGCCCUCUUCCCGGAGCUCCUGAGCCUGAGCCGUGAGAAACCUUGGAGCCCGGAGCUGCAUCCUGAAGAGAAAACCCCAGACCUGUAUCCAGGGCUGGGACCCCAAGACCUGUUGGCAGCUAGCCUCACUGCUGUCCUCCUGGGAGGGUGGAUUAUCUUCCUAAUGAGGCAGCAGCAGCAGCUGGUGGAGAAGCAGCAGCAGGCCCUCCCGGCACCUGCAGACCCUCCUCACAUCACACAGCGUGCUCAGCCCCAGCCACCAGGGGCCACCCCACAGGGCCAGAAGGGCCUUCGAAGCCCCUCAGAGCAAGCCCAGGCGGUCGAAGACCCAGAAGCUGAGCAGCUCACCGUGGUGGGCAAGAUUUCCUUCAACCCCAAGGACGUGCUGGGCCGCGGGGCAGGCGGGACGUUCGUUUUCCGGGGCCAGUUGGAGGGCCGGGCCGUGGCUGUCAAGCGGCUGCUCCGUGAAUGCUUCGGCCUGGUCCGGAGGGAGGUCCAGCUGCUGCAGGAGUCGGACAGGCACCCCAAUGUGCUCCGCUACUUUUGUACCGAGCGGGAACCCCAGUUCCACUACAUCGCCCUGGAGCUCUGCCAGGCCUCCUUGCAGGAGUACGUGGAAAACCCUGAGCUGGAGCGCUGGGGCCUGGAGCCCGGGGAGGCGCUGCAGCAGCUGAUGUCCGGCCUGGCCCACCUGCAUUCCCUACACAUCGUGCACAGGGACCUGAAGCCGGCCAACGUCCUCAUCGCGGGGCCUGACGGCCCUGAGGGCCGAGGCAGGGUGGUGCUCUCAGACUUUGGCCUCUGCAAAAAGCUGCCUGUCGGCCGCUGCAGCUUCAGCCUCCGCUCGGGCAUUCCCGGCACGGAAGGCUGGAUGGCACCCGAGCUCCUACAACUGCUGCCCACCGACAGCCCUACAAGCGCAGUGGACAUCUUCUCUGCAGGCUGCGUGUUCUACUUUGUGCUUUCUGGCGGCAGCCACCCGUUUGGAGAGAGUCUUUACCGCCAGGCAAACAUCCUUGCAGGGGCUCCCAGUCUGGCUCACCUGGAGGAAGAGACCCACGACAAGGUGGUUGCCCGGAACCUGGUUGAGACCAUGCUGAACCCCUUGCCGCAGGCCCGCCCCUCUGCUCACCAGGUGCUGGCCCACCCCUUCUUUUGGAGCAGAGCCAAGCAGCUCCAGUUCUUCCAGGACGUCAGUGACUGGCUGGAGAAGGAGCCUGAGCAAGGGCCCCUGGUGAGGGCGCUGGAGGCGGGAGGCCCCGCGGUGGUCCGGUGCAACUGGCAUACGCACAUCUCCAUGCCGCUGCAGAUAGAUCUGAGAAGGUUCCGGACGUACAAGGGGACGUCGGUGCGAGACCUGCUCCGUGCAAUGAGGAACAAGAAGCACCACUACAGGGAGCUCCCGGCUGAGGUGCGGCAGGCGCUAGGCCACGUCCCGGACAGUUUCGUCCAGUACUUCACAACCCGCUUCCCGCGGCUGCUGCUCCACACGUACACGGCCAUGAGGAGCUGUGCCUCUGAAAGUCUCUUCCUGCCCUACUAUCCGCCGGUCUCGAGGCCCAGGGAGCCGUGCCCAGGGGCCGCUGGGAGCUGAGACAAGGAGUUGGGCCCGUGGCCAAGGCUGGCCUCAGCGUCAGAAGAGACGGACAGAGACUUGGCAGCCUGGGGCUUCUGGAGCAAAGAUGUGCCCAGAGCCCAGGCACCCCUCAGGGACUACAAGAAGAAAAAGAAGAUUCACGUGUUUAAUGUAUAUAAAGGCAAGGAAAGGACAGUCCCAGAUUCAAGAGCAAUAUUCUGUACAAUUCACAUGGCGGGGUUGAGAGGGAAGGGAAAGAGGCCAUAGAACCCACACCGGAACAUGUACAAAAAUAACUUACACGGAGACACCCA